GCAUAGCCACCACCAUCCUCCCUCGUUCCACCGCCGCCACUUCUGCUUCCCCUACCACCCCAUCCUCCACGCUCCGGCGCCACACCUCCGACCACGGCACCCACUCCUUAAUCUCCGUCCCAAAUCCGAGCCCGACCUCACCGCCACCAAGCGAGACCAUAAUUCCCCACAAAUUCAGGCAACGUCGAAGCCGUCAAUCAUCACUACUCGCAACAACUUUAAUUCAUUACAGUACCACAUGUUGGAGAUCUCCGAUGGCUGCGACGUUGCUACUAGCGUCGCCGCCUACGCUGCACGCCGCCGGCGCAGUUUUUGUAUACUGAGCGGCAGCGGCGCUGUCGCUGACAUCACCAUCCGGCAGCCUGGUUACAGUGAUAUUUCCUUCAGUCUUCAAGGGUGCUAUGAGAUUCUCUCAAUCUCCGGCUCGUUUUUCUUUGCGCCGCCGGUUCCUCCUGUGGCGGCUGGAGUCACAGUGUUUCUUGCCCGCGGUGAAGGGGAGGUGGUGGGCGGAUGCGUUGUGGGUGAGUUGAGAGCUUCCGGUAAAGUCGUUGUCAUGGCAGUAUCGUUUGUUAAUGCGGUGUACGAAAGGCUGCCGCUGGAUGCUAACCCCUUAAUAUCUCUAUAAUAAUCUAUGAAUAAUUUUGAAAUUGAGCUUGCGAAGAUUAUUGAAAGAUUAUUAGGAUUAUAAUAUCUCAAUAA
Molecule: messenger RNA, 699 nt
Organism: Phalaenopsis equestris
Lineage: Eukaryota; Viridiplantae; Streptophyta; Magnoliopsida; Asparagales; Orchidaceae
Product: AT-hook motif nuclear-localized protein 23-like
Exons: 1
Coding region: 239-625 (128 amino acids)
Cellular component (GO): nucleus
Molecular function (GO): DNA-binding transcription factor activity; minor groove of adenine-thymine-rich DNA binding
Source: RefSeq, a predicted model, not a curated record